Microthlaspi erraticum is the source of this 471-nucleotide messenger RNA. NCBI's taxonomy places the organism in Eukaryota, Viridiplantae, Streptophyta, Magnoliopsida, Brassicales, Brassicaceae. The record is from the annotation of a GenBank genome assembly.
AUGGCCCCCACUUUCCCUAGGAGUAGGUCACUCCUCACCACUCAAAGGAGGCUCUCCACGCAAGAACCUCACAGGCCUCUUCUUUCGAGCCAAGGGAAGGAGAAGACAACACGCAGAGAAGGAGGAAGACUUCCAAGGCCAGACGCUCCAGCUCGACCACCGGACUCGAUCGAGUCCAAACAGAGGAAACUCAACUCGAUCGAGCUGAGGGUCGAGCUGACCUGGAGGAGCCCCUGUUUGAGAACCCUGGAUUCGAGUACGAUCCAACGCAGUACCAGGACUUCUCCCAGACCAACUGGACCCCCUACAACAGCUUCGAGCAAGCACAGCUCCUCCAAGGCCAAGGGAGCCACACACACUUUGAAGAUGAAGAAGAAGAAGAGGAGGAGCCGCAAGCUCGACCGAGUGAGGCAAUCCCAGUUGCAUGGAGCGCUCCUGAUGGCCGUCUACCAUCACCAGACCGCGACCUAG